AUGUCCUAUGCGUACCUGUUUAAGUAUAUAAUUAUAGGAGACACUGGCGUUGGAAAAUCAUGCCUUCUCUUACAGUUUACUGACAAGCGCUUCCAGCCGGCGCACGACCUGACGAUAGGCGUUGAAUUCGGCGCCCGCAUGGUCACCAUCGAUGGCAAACAGAUCAAACUUCAAAUAUGGGACACAGCUGGCCAGGAAUCGUUCAGGUCUAUAACGAGAUCCUACUAUCGCGGAGCUGCUGGUGCACUGCUUGUUUAUGACAUUACUAGGCGUGACACUUUCAACCACUUGACGUCAUGGCUUGAAGAUGCUCGUCAGCAUUCAAAUUCGAAUAUGGUUAUUAUGCUUAUUGGAAACAAAAGUGAUCUGGAAGCGAAACGCGAAGUGAAAAAGGAUGAAGGAGAGGCAUUUGCGCGAGAACAUGGACUGAUUUUCAUGGAGACUUCAGCAAAGACUGCUGCAAAUGUCGAGGAAGCUUUUAUUGACACCGCGAAAGAAAUCUACCGAAAAAUUCAAGAAGGCGUGUUCGACAUAAACAACGAGGCAAAUGGCAUUAAGUUGGGGCCGCAACAUUCGCCCGGCAGUCCAUAUGCACCAGGCGGCCCACUUGGAGGUGGAAAUCGUUCUUCCAAUUGUUGCUGA
Messenger RNA from Soboliphyme baturini, 642 nucleotides. NCBI's taxonomy places the organism in Eukaryota, Metazoa, Nematoda, Enoplea, Dioctophymatida, Soboliphymatidae. The record is from the annotation of a GenBank genome assembly.